AAAUAAUAUAUAAUAAAAUAUAUAUAGAAAAGAAAAGUGGAGCCGAAAAAAAGCCGCCAAAAAAAAAACAAAUCACUGAAAAGAUGUAAGAUAGCGGAAAAAGGCGGAUAGUAAAAGAGGAGAGAAGAAGAAGAAGAGAGUGCGAGAGGCGAAAAACAACCGUUAAUUUUCGCUCAGUGGAGGCAGGCAGGCAACAACAAACAAACAAGCAAACAACAAACAGCAACAAACACAGCCCCCCGCCCAGCCAAGGUCAACUUUUGGUGUUUUUUGGGGCCCAACAACACAAAAUGCACGCGUGUGUCUGCUGCUGUUCGACAAACAACAAUUGCAACAACAACAACAAGAACAACGACGGCAGCAGCAGCAACAACAGCAGCAGCAGCAACAACAACAAAAGCAGCAGCAACAACAAAUUGCAGCUAAAGAAGCACAAGGAAGAGGAAGCAUUCGAACCGGAAGCGGUACAAGUCAAGGAGCAGGAGGAGGAGCAGCAGCAGCAGCAGCUGAGGAAGCGGGAGCGGGAGGAGUUGUCUGCUGGCCAAAGCGCCAGUGGCGGCGACAACGACAACGAUCUCAACGGCGCCGCAACGAGGAGGCGGUGGUGGCUGCGCGGUCCUCCAGGAUCAGCGGAAGCGGAAGGAGGAGAAGAAGGGGGUGCAGCAGGAGCAGGAGAAGAAGCAGGAGGAUCCAAAGCCGGAGCGACAACGACGACGACGUGGUGUCCACCAGGCGUCGUUGCGGUGACGAUAGCGCCGCCGACGUUGUUGCUGUCGUUGCAGCGGCAACCACUACUGAUCAGUAACAGCAGCACCAGCAGCAGCAACAGCAGUAGCAACAGCACCAGCACAAGCAGAACAACAAAAUCCUUAGUAACAACGACCACCUCAGCAACAACUGCAACAGCAACAGCCUCCAUCAAUAUCCUUAACCAACACCAAUACCAAUACCAAUACCAAAUCCCAAUCCUCGCCAGUCACGCCUUUUGA
Molecule: messenger RNA, 989 nt
Organism: Drosophila elegans
Lineage: Eukaryota; Metazoa; Arthropoda; Insecta; Diptera; Drosophilidae
Product: probable serine/threonine-protein kinase ndrD
Exons: 1
Coding region: 291-989 (232 amino acids)
Source: RefSeq, a predicted model, not a curated record